UUGAACAUUUUGAACCGAAAAUUAUUAAAUAAUUAGCUGCCACACUUGAACUGGUCCAGACUUUAUCUUUAUAUUAAUUAGCUCGAUCAAUUAUGGGCUUAAUCGGUAACCUGGGGCUUACUUAGCCUCUAAACGGCUUAUGUAAUUAUGUAAAAUGUAAACGCCACACACACAAGCCUGCCGGUUCCUUUUAGGAGCUCUUUAAUUUUUGCAGUUGAAGUUUUUUGUAGUUUUUGUGAAUCACAUCUGAAAAUUAAAUCAAAUUACAUCAUUAAAUAUUAAAAAAAUUUCGAUUGUUGAAUCAUCCAUUUGAUUCCAAUUCGAAAAUUCCCAUUGUUGCCAAAAUACAUUUUCAAAUCCGUUCUGAUUUUUCUGUUGAAUUUCAAGCUUAAUUCUUCGCCAUGGACGAAUUUUUCCGCAUCGUACUUUUCCUUUUUAUUUGCAUUGGGGUGAUAAUCUGGCGCCCAGACGACAUUAUCUACAUGUUGAAACACUUGGCAGAGUUAGCACUCAUAGCCCUUGUCGUUUACCUUCUGUUUCUGAAUGCUUCGUCCCCGGAACAAAAAUCCUGGCAAGAAAUCCUUGACGAGCACAAGGACGUGAUGAGGUCAUCAUACUGCCACCACGUCCACCACCUCACAGACUUGUGCCUCGAUAGGAGUCUGGUGGGGAUCGACGUCAUCGACGAGAAGCGGCAGGCCGAGGUGGCGCGCCUCGCCAGGGUGGCCGCCGAGUUGGAGGAGGCCUUACUGCAGUUCCAGCGAAAGAGCAACGAGUUGGCCGAGCAGACCCAGCAGCACGACUCGCUCAAGCACCUGAGCCACCUGGAGGGCGACGAGGAGCGCGCCCGCGACGCCGCCAAACCCGACCCUGAGCGGACAAACUUCGAUGAGCAGAUCGACGCCACCUUGCUCGAGCUGGAGACGCUGAAGGCGCAUCUGGCGCUUGGUCUGGCGCGCUUCGAGGUGGAGAACGCGUGGCUGAGCGGCGUGCAAGAGGCCUUCGAGCAGCAACUCGCAGACGACGAACUGCGCCUCAGCGAGGCCCACGGCCGCCUGGCCGCCCUGCAGGACAUGGCCAGCGACCAACUCGCCCUGGGCGACGACCCCGACUUUGAGCAAAUGGUGGAGCAGCAGGUGCUGAGCGUGCGGCAGUUGGAGGCCAGGGUGCGGCAGCUGCGCGAGCAGAAGGCGGCCACGGACGUUAAGGUCGCCACCCUGAGCGGCAACUGCGAGAACAUGCGGCGCCAACUGGAGCGCAACUGCGAGAAGAUGCGGCGCCAACUGGAGCACCUGAGGCAGGGCGGCGCCUCGGCCAGGGCCAACAAGUGAUUGAUGCGGCCGAGAAUUAAUGACAAAUAAAAACGUUUCUUUGUUCUUUGCAUUUGAAUGAAAUAGAUAGAGUAUUUAUUGAACACAACUAGGUGUACAACGGGUGUCUAAAGCUAAUUUGUCUUCCUAAAAUUAAUUUUACAAUUAAGCUUGUUUCGAUAAUUAUUACAAAGUACAAAAUUAGUUAAUUUUGAUUUUUGCAGCCUCUCUUAGGCUUAGUUUUCGUUCAUUACAUUCAAGAAUAUGAUAUUGUGAACAUUUCUUACCGCAGUGCUUGCAUUCACAAUCUAUUGUCGCUUGAGAAUGAAAAUUUUUAUUCUUACAAAAUAAAUAGUGGUACCCGUGACAGGCAAAUCUCGUAAACACUUGGCGAUCACUGAACAUUGCACAUUGCCAAUUUUUAUUCUUCAUAGUUUCUGUCUCGUAGAACUCAUCACAUAUCUCAAGUUUGUUUAAAUAUUUAGACACACAAAAUUUCUGGAAUGCUUCAGUUUCAGUUAGAGAAUAUUUUACCUGUAAGUCCGAUACAAAGAGAUCAGUGUCAACUAAUUCAUACACAAAUCUAGAUCUAAUAUACUUGGACAGUCCUAAAACUCUUUUUAAAUAUCUUGUUUUGACUUUUUCAAGAUUUUCAAAAUCAGUCUUUGUUAGGAAAGGCCAUAUUUCUUCAAUGCCGUAGGACGCAAUUGGGGAAAUUUUUAGAUCAAAUAGCUUGUGUGCUGUUUCAAUGGAUAAUUGUUUUAGUUCUCGUAUAUUAUAAGUGGCCAGCAAUGCAGCUCUUGUUCUUUUUUCAAUGUGCUUUCCAAAAGAGAUUCCUGAUGGUUGAAAAGUAACUCCUAAAUAUGUAAACUCAGCAACUCUCUCUAUUUCAAUUCCACCUAAAUCUAGGCGGUCACUUAAUGCAUAUUUUCCUAGACCCUUAUUUCUAAAUUUCAUGAAUUUGCA
Neocloeon triangulifer is the source of this 2276-nucleotide messenger RNA. RefSeq lists its product as uncharacterized. The record is from RefSeq and is a predicted model, not a curated record. Bases 402 to 1331 code for a protein of 309 amino acids. NCBI's taxonomy places the organism in Eukaryota, Metazoa, Arthropoda, Insecta, Ephemeroptera, Baetidae. The transcript is spliced from 3 exons.